This is a messenger RNA of Oncorhynchus tshawytscha (Chinook salmon), 5257 nucleotides long. RefSeq names its product tweety family member 3b (gene ttyh3b). NCBI's taxonomy places the organism in Eukaryota, Metazoa, Chordata, Actinopteri, Salmoniformes, Salmonidae. Gene Ontology annotation, molecular function: intracellularly calcium-gated chloride channel activity; volume-sensitive chloride channel activity. The record is from RefSeq and is a predicted model, not a curated record. Gene Ontology annotation, cellular component: plasma membrane.
AGUAUUUGCGCAUACAACUCCGCUCCGCUCUGCACACAUGGUCGACAGAUCUAUUUGCAGAGCGAGCUGCAGUGAGAAGCUUUGUCCUCCUAGGGGUUUUCGAGCUCGUGUUUGCUUCGCCCUCCAAAUUCGUUAACGGUGAACAAUGUAGCAGCCGACGACGGCGACGUUUCAUCACCGGGAGGACAUUUAAAACGAACCCCCACCGGGAAAGCUCGUUGAACGGAUGUUAAAUCUCAUAAUUUAAUUGGAGGUCAUUUAAACCUGAACUCCCCCUUCUCAUUGGGAUCUAGAAAAGAGAAUAUUUGAUUCGUGCAUAUUUUUUUAUCGGACAAAACUAACCGCAAUGUAACGGCAUUUUUUAGAGUGGUAAGCGGUCUUUCUAAGAGUGGGUGUCCGUUAUUUUUCGGCUGAGAUGUGAGAAGAGUUGUCGUGAUUUCUGCUGCAGUCCUGCUGUUUUAGCCUACAUCGGCUGUAUAAGGAACAAUAGCCUCCAAUCUGUGGAUGAACAGGGAGUUUGGUGGUGCCACCGCUAGGUUUCUAAGGAGAAGUGUUCACAUCGCACAAUGAGACUUGGCUACAUUCACACAUAGUUUGGAGCAGAAUAUGGAUUUUUUUCUGUCGUCCUGGCUAAGAGUUGGGAAUGCGGUAAUGGAGAACCGGAAUAAUCCAAUAUAGCCUAACCGCUCGUGGCUGGAAGAAACGAAUAGACCCGUGGGAACGAGAAUGUUGGCGGUCCUGGAAAUUGUAGUCUGCAACACCGUAAAUCAAUCAACGACCGACUGAGUAAACGAAUUAUUGCUGAUUUGACCGUGGCGUCGGUCGACGGUAGCCUACCCUAGAACAAACCGUCAAUAACGGAUAAUCGAUAUUUGUAUUGAUGACGGAAUCACAUCGAUGAUAACAACCCACUCGGCGCACUACACUACUCCACGUUCAGAAGAUAAUCAUAGCCUGUGCGUGGGCGUUGUAAGCAGUGUUGUUGACCGAAAAGGACACAUAUUUCGGGCUGACAGAUUGGCAGUGACACCGGCGGGUCUGUGCGUGUGAGAGGAUGGCAGCGGUAGUAAACUACUCUCCCCCGUGGUGGGUCAACCUGCUCCACCGCCUCCCCCACUUCAACCUGCAGUUUGAGACGGUCAGCAGCGACUUCAGACCCGAGGACUCAGAGUACCAGAAGUCGGUGCUGUUGCUAGGCGGAAUAGCGUUGGUGUGUCUGGCUCUGGACCUCCUCUUCCUCCUCUUCUACUCUUUCUGGCUGUGCUGCCGACGACGCAAGACCCAUGACGACACACGUUCUCACUCACACACACACCAGCCCCCCAACCCUGACUGCUGUUGUACAGCCUGGUGUGUCAUCAUCGCCACGCUCGUCUGCAGUGCCGGCAUCGCCGUGGGUUUCUAUGGAAAUGGGGAGUCAUGUGAUGGAGCCAACCGCCUGGCGUAUUCUCUACGGCACGCCAACCGCACCGUGGCAGGGGUCGACAAACUGGUGACGGACAGUGCCCUGUCUCUGAACCAGACAGUGGAGGGAGGUCUGGUCCAGUUGGAGACUAACAUCCUACUCUGACCAGACUGACUAUACGGUCAUCCCUCUGAACAGACUGACUACGUGUCCAUCAUCCAGAAGCUCCAGGGUCAGCUGGAUGAGCUGGUCAGACUCAUGGUGGACAUCCCCUUCUGGAGUAACUCUGAGAUCUCCCUAGAAGACAAUUUGGCCUUCAAGACGGAAGCCUUUGACUGGUACAGGUGGCUGGUAUACCUGACUCUGCUGCUGUUUGAUGUUCUGAUCUGUCUGCUGGUUCUGUUCGGACUGAUACGCAACUCUAAAGGCACUCUGAUUGGGGUGUGUUUGUUGGGUGUUCUGACUCUCGUCAUCAGCUGGUCUCUGGGACUGGAGCUGGCAGCUGCCGCGACGGCCAGCGACUUCUGUGUCUCCCCGGAUACCUACAUCACCAGGGUAACCAAGGAGAACGCUGUCAUCAACCAAGAUAUCCUGCAGUAUUACCUGAGGUGCAGCAGUGGCCAAUCAAAUCCUUUCCAGCAUAAGCUGUCUGGCAGUCACAAAGCCCUGGUUGAGAUGCAAGAUGACGUGGCAGAACUCCUACAGUCAGCUAUACGGGAUUACCCCAACACCAAGGGGACUCUGGAACAGAUUCAGACUGUGUUGAACUCUACGGAGGUUGGCCUUCAUCAACUCACCGCUCUGGUCGACUGUCGCAGCCUGCACAUGGACUAUGUCCAGGCUCUAACAGGGUUGUGUUAUGAUGGAGUGGAGGGGCUGAUCUACCUGGUGCUGUUCUCCUUCGUCACAGCUCUCAUGUUCUCCUCCAUCGUCUGCAGUGUGCCGCACACCUGGCAGAGCAAGAGGACGGAUGAUGAGGAUGGAGAAGACGAGUCUGCUGCCCAAGGCAAUCGGGCGGGUCCUCAUGAUAACCUGUACCGCGUGCACAUGCCCAGCCUCUACAGCUGUGGUAGCAGCUACGGCAGCGAAGCUAGCAUCCCUGCUACGGCCCACACUGUCAGCAAUGCCCCUGUUACUGAGUACAUGACCCAGAACGCAAACUUUCAGACCCCCAGGUGUGAGAACACGCCUCUGAUUGGCAGAGAAUCCCCUCCACCCUCUUACACCUCGAGUAUGAGGGCCAAGUAUCUGGCCACCAGUGGACCGGACCAGAACCGAAGGUCAGUCCCUAAUGACCAGUUGGACCCAGCCAGCCGACCACAUCCCCUCGCCAGACCACAGUCAUCUGUCCACUAGAACCUUCCAGAACCUACCAAAACCUCCUAGAACCUAUUGUAACCUACCAGAAUCUUCUAGACAGAACUCAUCAACCACAAAAGAACGGGAACAAACCAGAACCAGUUUUUCAUUCCACUAAAGAACCACAACCCACUAGAACCACCAACUCCUUAGAACCUGUUGACACAGUAGUCCACGUAUAGAACCAGAACCACUAAGGAUCACAACCACCUCCUCAGCCCAUAGGAACCACUCAAAUAAACUUCUCAGAUUCACCUGAACAGACCACAGUGGGUUGAAAACCAGAGCCAACCAACGGACCACCCAGCCCAGCCCAGCUCACCAGAACAGAACCUCAACCAAUCAGCCAACCAACACCAACCUACCUACAGACUCCAGAAGAUCACCAUGAACCUUGUAGAUCUCCCCCUCCCCCCACCACCACCUCAGCUCCCACAGUCCCACUCAGCUCUACACCAUCUCAAGCUGGAUCCUUCACCUCUUUACCAAGUAUACGGCCCUCUGGUGGUGACUGCCGGUAUGAGCCUGUUUAUUAAGUAUACUGCCCUCUGGUGGUCACUGCCGGUAUGAGCCUGUUUAUUAAGUAUACUGCCCUCUGGUGGUGACUGCCGGUAUGAGCCUGUUUAUUAAGUAUACUGCCCUCUGGUGGUCAAUGCCGGUAUGAGCCUGUUUAUUAAGUAUACUGCCCUCUGGUGGUCAAUGCAGGUGUGAGCCACACACACAAACAUCCUGUAUAGAACUGUAAAUAGUGAAAUAGUAUGAGUUACAUUCUGGAGGAAGACUCAACUGAAACAUGGUGGUAUUUAGAGUGUGUGUUUCCAAGUACUGAGGCUGUAUCUCAUUCUAGGCCACACACACACACACCUGUACGUGUGUGUACCUCUCUCUACUCUACCUGCCUCUGUAAACAACCCUCCUGCCAUAUAAUCCACCAAGCCACUAGGACACAGAAUCUGACUGCAAAACGGCCCCUGCACUCUGCAAAACGGCCCCCUGCACUCUGCAAAACGGCCCCCUGCACUCUGCAAAACGGCCCCCUGCACUCUGCAAAACGGCCCCCUGCACUCUGCAAAACGGCCCCCUGCACUCUGCAAAACGGCCCCCUGCACUCUGCAAAACGGCCCCCUGCACUCUGCAAACGCUCCAACAUUCCUGUAACAUCGGGAGUUUUAAACUUCACUGCAAAGGGCUGUUGUGCAGACGGACCAUGUGGCCUGAAGCUGAAUCAGAAAGCCAUGUUGUGGAGUAACCACUCUCUGUAGAUAGAUUUAGCCAUCACUGUACAGCAGUGACAUGUUAACAUUUAGCCUGUGUUAAGAGCCACGUUAACUAACUACAUGUAUGACUACAACAUGAAAUCGUGAGCUCUCUCUCUUGAGUGUGUUCAUGUGUUCUGUGUGUGUUUGCGUGCGUCUAACGCACAUGUAAAUAUGAGUCCAGGACCGAACGGAACAUGGUGGAAUUCCAAACAUUCUGAAAUCAGAUUCCGAUUCCAGAUUCCCAGAGAAAGAGUUUGCGUUCCCAAACUAACUCUGGGACUCAAUGAAAAGACGAAGGGAUAUGGGAGAGCUCAUCUGUGGGCUAACAACUCUGUAUAAUGAGGGAUGUGACCUCUCCUAAACUGAAGGACAUGGGAGAGGUCAUCUGUGGGCUAACAGCUCUGUAUAAUGAGGGAUGUGACCUCUCCUAAACUGAAGGACAUGGUAGAGGUCAUCUGUGGGCUAACAGCUCUGUAUAAUGAGGGAUGUGACCUCUCCUAAACUGAAGGACAUGGGAGAGCUCACCUGUGCCAAAAUAACAGAAUAAUGAGGGAUGCUUUAUCCCGUCAUUCCUUUUUCUAAGUUCCUUAAUUCUCAGAAAGGGAAAAUAAAUGCUGGAUAAUGUUGGAUCAUACGGUGAAAGACAGAGAAAGACUCUUAAAAUAAAAUGUGUUUUUUAAUUUAGUUUAAAAAAAAAUGUAACUUGAUAAUGAAGAAUUGGGGUGCUGUGACCAACUUUCUCUUUCAAUAAAUAAACAUUUACUUCAUUUUUAUUAUUUCGUCAAACAGGGAUCUUCUUAAACGACCUGACUAAAGGUCACGAUGAGGUUAGAGGUCACAACCUUUCUCAAAACAGGACGUUUUUUUCUUCUUCUUCUUCUUCUUCUCGGAAGCACAAACGAUCUUCGCGGUAACUAUGGAGACGGAAAAGAAGAACACUCACACGGCGACGUAACGUGUGUGUGUGUGUUGUGGGAACGCUUAGAGCCUCGUGGAACAUGGUGAAGUGAAAGGAAACCUCUCCUUAACCUAGGUUAGGGGCCAACCAUAGAGUAAGAUACUUGACUAGGUACUCUAUCUAACUCUAUGGGGCUGCCAGUCGUUUAUCUCUACGGGCCGACCAUAGUUAGACAGAGGACUCUCUAAACACCCUCUUACCUUACUAGGUACUCUAACUCUAUGGGGCUGCCAGUCGUUUAGCUCUAGGGGCCAACCAUAGUUAGACAGAGGACUC